Molecule: messenger RNA, 1841 nt
Organism: Trifolium pratense (red clover)
Lineage: Eukaryota; Viridiplantae; Streptophyta; Magnoliopsida; Fabales; Fabaceae
Product: nucleolar protein 56-like
Exons: 8
Coding region: 54-1628 (524 amino acids)
Cellular component (GO): small-subunit processome; box C/D methylation guide snoRNP complex
Molecular function (GO): snoRNA binding
Source: RefSeq, a predicted model, not a curated record
CCAAUACUUCUCUCAUUCUGACAAUUAUAGGUUUUUUGUUGCGGCCAUAAAAAAUGGCUAUGGCUCUCUUUCUUCUCUAUGAAACCGCUGCUGGUUAUGCUUUGUUUGAAGUCCAUGGAAUCGAUGAAAUCGGUCAGAACACCGAAGCUGUUCGGAAUUCCGUUACCGAUAUGAACAGGUUCGGUAAAGUUGUUAAGCUUCGCUCUUUCAAUCCUUUUACCUCUGCUCUUGAAGGUCUUGAACAAAUCAACGCCGUUUCUGAAGGGAUUAUGACCGAUGAGCUGAGGACUGUUUUGGAGACUAACUUACCUAAAGUAAAGGAAGGGAAGAAGCCAAAGUUCACCUUAGGUGUAUUAGAAUCUAAGAUUGGUUCGCAUAUACAUGAAGCUACAAAGAUUCCAGUCCAAAGUAACGACUUUGUUGGCGAACUUAUUCGUGGUAUCAGGCAACAUUUUGAAAAGUUCGUUGGUGAUCUCAAGCCAGGAGAUUUUGAAAAGGCACAACUUGGUCUGGGCCAUAGUUACAGCAGAGCUAAGGUGAAAUUCAAUGUUAAUCGGGUUGACAAUAUGGUCAUUCAAGCAAUCUUCCUUCUCGAUACACUUGAUAAGGAUAUCAAUUCAUUUGCCAUGAGAGUCAGAGAGUGGUAUUCAUGGCAUUUUCCUGAGCUAGUGAAGAUUGUAAAUGAUAAUUAUUUGUAUUGCAAAAUUGCAAAAUUUAUUGAAGAUAAGUCAAAGUUGGCUGAAGACAAGAUUGAAGCCUUGACCGACUUAGUUGGAGAUGAAGAUAAAGCAAAGGAGAUUGUAGAAGCUGCCAAAGCCUCCAUGGGUCAGGAUUUGUCCCCUGUGGAUUUGAUCAAUGUCCAUCAGUUUGCCCAAAGGGUGAUGGACUUAUCUGAUUACAGAAGAAGGUUGUCUGAUUACCUCACUGCUAAAAUGAAUGAUAUUGCACCAAAUUUGCAAUCUUUAGUUGGUGACAGUGUUGGUGCUCGUUUAAUUUCCCAUGCUGGUAGUCUCACUAAUUUAGCUAAGUGCCCCUCCUCAACUCUUCAAAUUCUUGGUGCAGAGAAGGCUUUGUUCAGGGCAUUAAAAACAAGAGGAAACACUCCCAAGUAUGGUCUGAUAUUCCACUCUUCUUUUAUUGGUCGUGCAUCUGCCAAAAACAAGGGCCGAAUGGCUCGCUAUCUUGCAAACAAAUGCUCAAUUGCAUCACGAAUUGACUGCUUUUCUGAAAAGGGUACUUCAGCAUUUGGGGAUAAACUCCGUGAGCAAGUUGAGGAGCGACUUGACUUUUAUGACAAGGGAGUUGCCCCUCGUAAGAACAUUGAUGUCAUGAAAUCUGCUAUCGAAAGUGCUGAUAAUAAUGAUACAGAAAUGCAAACAGAGGAAGUUUCAGCUAAGAAAACCAAGAAGAGGAAGCAAAAAGCUACGGAAGAUGACAUGGCUGUAGAUAAGGCUGAAGAAACUACAAAUGGUGAUGUGGAGCAUAAGUCAGAGAAGAAGAAAAAGAAGAAAGAAAAGAGAAAAUUGGACCAGGAGGUGGAAGUUCAGGAACAGGUUGUAGAUGAUGGUGCCAAUGGGGAAUCAGGCAAGAAGAAGAAAAAGAAAUCCAAAAGAAAGGAUACUGAAUGAUGAACACUAUCGAAUAAUAUGUUACAUUUUAGUUUGCUUUGAACUUCUAACAUUUGCUGCAUAUGUCUUGGCUCUUGUUGAGUACUUUUUAUUUAAUUAUUUAGCCUAAAAGUUUUGUCCAACCACCAUGUUUCCCGCAUAAAAUUAAUAUUUUGGUAGUUUUUGUAUCACACACUUGAUCUUAAUAUUGGUAUUGGGAUAGUUUUUGUGACA